Spirodela intermedia is the source of this 2604-nucleotide messenger RNA. The record is from the annotation of a GenBank genome assembly. Lineage: Eukaryota; Viridiplantae; Streptophyta; Magnoliopsida; Alismatales; Araceae.
AUGGAGGGCGAGGAGCAACUGCAUGACGAACCCCAUGAAGGAAAUGAUGCACCAGCUCAACUAGAUGCCAUUGGAGAGACUGUCUCUGAAGCCCCAGGCAGUCUAUUGGCUGAGAAAGCCAAUCCUGGUUCAUUGCCCACCUCAAAUGUAUUCGUCAGAGAUAAUCACACACAAGCUCAGCUGGCCGCAAUGAAUGAAGGGUCUGCAAAUCUCCCACCUGCGGAUCAGAAAGCCUUCAUCAGGCCGACAGCUCCUAUCAACGAAUCGGAUAAUCGAGGGAGGAACAGCGAUGCCCAGAUGGAUCCGGCCAUCGGAAUGGCCUUCGAAACAGAGAAUGCUGCCUAUGAUUGCUACAACGAGUAUGCGAAGAAGAUGGGGUUCACCAUCCGGUGGGACAACAGGACUCUAAGCCGAAGAACGGGCGUGACACUGGCCAGGCGGUUCGUGUGCAGCAAGCAGGGCCGGCGGGGCGACGGGCAGAAGAAGCGGCACUCGCAAGCAAAGUACCACCGCGAGGAGACGAGGUGCGGCUGCUUGGCGUACAUGAAGAUCAAGCUCGCUGGUGAUGGAAAGUACCGCAUCAUAGAGCUCAAUGCAACCCACAACCAUCCCCUGGCGAGCCAGGUCCCUUUUAAUUACGCGGUGGCUAAUCUGGUUCUUUACAAUCACCAUCCCCUUGCGAACCAGGUUCCUAGCAUUCAUCCAGUUCCUAUCCAGAUUGCUAACCUCCGUCCCCUCCCGAACCAGGUUCCUAAUAUCCGGCCGGUUCCGAUCCAGGUGCCCAAUAUUCAUCAUCCCCUUCCUCCAGCCACACAGGUUCCUAAUGCCCACCCCCCUGCUGCUUCUGCCCAGGUUUCAGGCAUCCGCCCGCGACCAAACCAGGUUCCCUAUAACCACCCAGUUGCUGUAUUUGUCCCGAUUAAUCCUCAACAAGUUCAGAGCCACCACCUUGCAGGGAAGAGCCCUAAUAACCAGCAUGCCGGUCAUGUGGUGAUAAUGCAAAGAGUUCCAGGUGCCCAAGGCUCAGUUUCCGGGAAGACGAAGAGGAAAAGAAAAGCCGCCGUUGCUGCGGCAGCUGAUGAUAAUGACAAGCUAGAGGAAGUAUCGCCGGAUGUGGACUCACAGAUUAGUGGUAUGGAAGGCUUGGAAAACCUUCCUGCCAAUGCCAGGAAUUAUCUGCCAGUGAAGAGGACGAACCCGAUGCAGAAAUCUGAUGUGGAUGGCCUGUUUGAAUACUUCAGGAGCAAGCAGGCCAAGAACUCAUCCUUUUUCUAUUCUUUUCAGCUUGAUGUUAAUGAAAAGAUCACAAACGUUUUCUGGAUGGACGGGAGAAUGAAGACGGAUUAUGCCCGCUUUGGAGAUGUCCUCUGUGUCGACACAACUUACCGGAUGAAUGACUAUGGGCGGCCGCUGGUGCUCUUCGUGGGUGUCAAUCACCACAAGCAGAUGACAGUCUUUGGGGCCGCUUUGAUCUACGAUGAGACCGCUUAUUCCUUCAGAUGGGUUUUCAGGACCUUCUUGGAGGCGGUAGGUGGGAGGCGGCCGGCCACCCUCUUGACCGACGAGAGCACUGCCAUCUUGAGCGCCGCCACAUCAGAAUUCAGCAGCGUCCCCCAUCGGCUCUGCGUGUGGCAUCUGUAUCAGAAUGCAAUGAAGAAUCUGGCGAAGGUGUUCACCGGCUCCAAGGACUUCGACGACGAUUUUGGCAGAUGCAUCUACGAUCACGAGGUGGAAGCCGAGUUCAUUCAGGGGUGGAACGCCAUGUUGGAGAAGUACAAUCUGGUGGAGAACUCCUGGCUGCGGCAUAGAUUUAGAGAGAGAGAGAAGUGGGCACCUGCGUAUGGGAGGACGGCCUUCUGUGCCGACAUACACAGUGCCCAGCACAGGGAGAGGAUGAACAAGGAGCUGAGAAAGUACCUCUCCUCUGCAAGGGACAUGGAGAGUUUUCUUCAGGGGUUCGACAGGUUCUUGGAUGAUCGACGCAGCAAGGAGGUUGAAGCCAACUCCAAGAUGACCAAGAGCUCACCUUAUGCUCCCCCUGUGAGCAUCAUACAGCAGGCGGCGCGAGUCUACACGGCGGCGGCGUUCGAUAUGUUCAUGGCGGAGUAUGUUGCUGGGUUGGAGUGCCUGGUUAGAGAGAGAAAGUUUGAUGGGUCAACUCAGAUCUUGACAGUUGAAGAUGGGCGUGGCCACCAGCAUGCAGUGAGGGUCAACCUCGAGGAGGAGACCCUGAGCUGCAGCUGUUCCAAGUUUGACCGUGCGGGAAUUCUCUGCGGCCACGUCCUCACCUGCAUCACCAAGAGGCUGAGGUCAAUCCCUGACAGGUACAUCUUGAAGCGGUGGACCCGGUGUGCGGGGAACAUCUCGUUGUCGUCCGAUCCGAUCACAGCGGCUGACGUGCACGAUUGGAGGGACCUCCUCUCACGGCGCUACGGUUCCCUGGUGCACGACUUUGUGCAGCUCUCUGUGAGGGCGGCCGAAGAUGAGGAGAUUUACAGCUGUGCGUUGAAGCACAAGGAGGCCAUGUCCGAGGAGAUGGAGAAGCUCUUCAAGGAGAAGACCUCCUCCCUCUCGUAUCAUCUCUUCGGGGAGCAUGUCUGGUAA